GCUCAUUUUCAGCGACGCGUGCAACAUCACGGCUAUACUCCAGUCCGACGUGCGCCUCGCUUCGGCAACUUCGAGAAGCCUCGGGAGGGGAGUUGCGUGCACAGCCCAGUUCCUCCGUACAAACUCAAUGACAGGAUCGGAAGCGCUGAUUUCUCUCCAUCGUCCGGACAUUUGAUAGCAGAAAAAGAGGGCAGAGAAGACGUUGGGGAGGAUGUGCAAUGAUUUAGAACUCAAAUAAUCAUAAUAAUAAUACGAGAAACCACCGCGGUGCCGAAGAGGAAGAGGAGGAAGGUUCUGUCAUCGCCCCUGCCAUUGGCGUAGUAAUAUUCAUAAUAAGGUUGCCAGGACCCUGUCAGCUCUCCUGAGUCUUUCUUGGUUAUCUGAGUGAGGUCUCAAUCCAUCACUCGCACCAUUUCCACCACAUGGUAGUUCACAUCAGAGAAAUGGCCUGGGUGAAGGUCUUGCUCUUGUUGUCCCUAUUUGGAUGGGAAAAGUCUCUGGGACUCAACUGGAACCCAAUCCCACGCAAGACCGUGCGGUAUCAGGAUGUUUUGGACAGCAUGGCCAGGUUCAGCAUUCAGGGAGUGUUCAACUACAGCAUGCUGACACUGUCGGACCAUGAGAGAGUUUUGUACGUUGGAGCACGUGAAACACUGUUUGCCUUGGACCCCAAUGAUAUUAGCAGACAGCUCCGGCCACAGAUUGACUGGCCAGCUCCAUUGGACAAGAAGAGGGAGUGUGUCAUCAAGGGGAAGAGCAACCAGACCGAGUGCUUCAACUACAUCCGCUUCCUGCAGAGCUAUAACCAUACACACCUCUACACGUGUGGCACCUACGCCUUUCAACCCAAAUGCACCUAUGUGAAUGCAGAUUAUUUCAGUCUCAGCACUGUUGUCCUGGAAGAUGGGAAGGGCAAAUGUCCAUAUGACCCCGCAAAGGGCCACACUGGCCUCAUAGUAGACAAGGAGCUGUACUCCGCCACGCUCAACAACUUCUUGGGAACUGAGCCAGUCAUACAAAGGAACUUGGGCCAACAGCACUAUAGUAUGAAGAGUGAAUACUUGCCUGCCUGGCUCAAUGAACCAGACUUUGUGGGCUCAGCUUUGGUUCGAGAAAGCAGCAACAGUAAGGAGGGAGACGACGACAAAAUCUACUUCUUCUUUAGUGAGCGAGCGUUGGAGCUGGACUGUGACACUGAGCUCAAUGUGGCGAGAGUGGCUCGUGUCUGCAAGGGUGAUCUUGGUGGUAGCCGGACGCUGCAGAAAAAAUGGACCACCUUCCAAAAGGCCCGUCUGGACUGCUCCCUCCCCGAGCGUCAUGUCUCCUUCAACAACCUCCGGGCUGUCUUCACGCUGCCGGGGCAAGACUGGAGAGGGACUACUUUCUUUGGCAUCUUUCAUGCUCAAUGGGGUGACGUGGACGUGUCGGCGGUAUGUCAGUACCAGAUCAGUGAUGUGAAGAAGGUGUUUGAAGGCUCCUACAAGGAAUACAGGGAGACAUCCCAAAGGUGGGGGCGCUACACUGGACCUGUUCCCAACCCACGGCCUGGAUCGUGUAUAACGAACUCAGACAGGGAAAGCGGCUACAACAGCUCUCUGCAGCUACCUGAUGCAACACUCAACUUUGCCAAGAAGCACCCGCUGAUGGAGGACAAAGCGCUUGCUCGCCCCCUGCUUCUCACCAAGGGUGUGAACUUCACAAGGCUGGUCGUGGAUCGGGUUACUGGUCUAGACCAAAGAGCCUACAAUGUUCUCUUCCUUGGCACAGCUGAGGGAUGGCUGCAGAGGGUGGUUAUCCUGGGCUCUGAAGCCCAUGUGAUAGAAGAAAUCCAGCUGUUUGACAUAGCCCAGCCAGUAGACAGCCUGACCAUUUCCCACUCCAAGAAGUAUGUCUACAUCGGCUCUCGUUCAGAGGUUCUCCAGUUGCCCUUAGCCAACUGCAGCCGCUAUCAGUCUCAGCCAGACUGUCUGCUCGCCAGAGACCCCUACUGCGCUUGGGACAGUGAGGGUCGAGCUUGUGUUCGCAUUGACCUCCACCGAGGAUCCACGACUUCUCUGUCACAAGACCUCAUGCUGGAAAGGUUCAGCCGAGGAAAAGCAAAGUUUGACAAGUCUGUCUCCAUCCCUAGCCCUGAACACUCUCGCCUUCGGAAUGUCACAGUGGUGGUGGGCUCAGACAUGGUGCUACCAUGCCAGUUGAUCUCCAACCUGGCUCAGUCCUUAUGGGUUGUCAACGACCGGGAGCUCCUUCUCGGUGACCCCGAGGGCGGAGGGCCACGCUUCGACCGGACCCUCAAGGCCCUCGUUGUCCCUGAAGCGGGCCAGAUCCAAGCAGGACGCUACAUCUGCUAUUCCGAGGAGCAGGGUGUGAAGUUUCAAACCGAGCGCUACCAAGUGGCUGUAGUCGCAAGUGCGCCUGUCUUCAUGGAAGCCCGUGCUCCAGACAGCAGCAUGGGGCUCUUCUGGGUGCUGGUCAUCACCCUUGGUGCAGUGUGCCUCCUGCUCCUGGUUGCAGCUCUCUACCUGCGCCGGCGACUCAAGCUGGCUCUUGGAAAGGGAGCUGAGAUGAAGCCUCUUGAAAGUACCCUGGUCUAUCCCAUCACCCUUCCGAAGGAGCCACCCACGUUUGUGCCUAGCAAAAUGUCCAACGACGAGGACCGCUUCUGGGAAACGGGUGCCAAUUAUUACUACUCAGACGGCUCACUUAAAAUUGUUCCCGGUCACGCCCUUGGGCCCAACAGCGUCAGCAGCACGGCGUCACCCAGUGCCAUUCCAGGCCAGCCCAUCCACUCCCCCAGCCGUCUCAGUCUUACCAACAUCCGAGGCUCUGGUAGCAACGGCUACAUUCGCCUGAACCUGAGCACAACAGGGGAGGAGAGGGCUAGCGGGGCUUGCGCUGGUGGCGGCGGGCUGGGCGGCCUGGGCGUGGGUGGGAAUGACUACUCGAGCCCAUUCAAAGAAGAGCUAAGACGCACUCUGCAGCAGAGGAGCGUGCUGCCCGACGCUAAUCCAGAGGAGUCGUCGGUCUAGGCGUUUCCUCCGCCGUCAUUCCGCCAUUCCCUUGAGUUGGAAAAAACAAAACAACCAACCUACCUCCCUCCUUUUGAGGAUGCCUGCUCGCUCUCUUUUUCAGUGACACGUUGCCACCUACAAAUGCUCUUUCCCUCGCCCUGCCAAUGCCUGUUUGGCUCACUGUAGACAUUUAUAGCAUGUUAAAUAUAGACUCUCACCCAUGGUUCACCAACACAUACUCAGAUAAUUAUUGUGUCAGAGCACACAAUAAUUACCAAGUCUUGGACUUUCUCUGCUUCUACUGUGGAAUGGCCAUUCGUCUAAACUGUGUAUUUAUACAGGAGUACACCGUAGGCAUGGUAAUGUUGUCUGAAGAGCACAUUUACCAGCAUUUGUGCUGGGAACAGUUGAUGGUUGGCAAGAAAGAAAUUACUACUCUACCGAGACUUCAUUUUUCAGCUUGUACUGCACUUAAACCUGGAAGCUAGUCUUCCCUUAUUUGUAAUGGUGAGCCAAGAGGAGGCUAAUUAAUGUUGAAGCAAGACAACAAUCAUUUUUGUGUAUGAGGAGCCCCGUGAAAAGGCAAGAGACAAGGAGAGAGCUACAUAGGUGACAUAAAAUGAAGACACAAGGGAGUUUCUCAAUGAAGGACAAUCUCUGUAAAUGUUUUGGCCCAAUUUCUUUUUGUCUGCUUUGUGAAUCCCAGCCUAGUUGUGAUGGUUGGUUUGAAUUAAGACAUUUCUCCAGGAUUUUUUUUUAUUAUUAUUACUUUUCUUGAGGACCACUGCAGUCUUCAAGUUGUUGUCAAGUGACUUGAGUCGACCUUUUGUGAAGAAAAAUAAGUGCUUACAUUCCUGGCCGUACCCUGCACGGUGACCUACUCAAAGUGCGUGAGAACCACAUAUUGAUGAAAAUGUGUGUUUCAAUUGAACUCUUUUGGAUAUUUGCUCAUUCCCUUGGAAAAGAAAAUGCUGUUGGCAUUCAGCAAUAAGACAAAGACUGCACACUUUUCAACAACACAAAGACAACAAGCGUGGAGAAUGUAGUUUGAAACCUCACUGUUGCGACUGCUGUGGAUGUUUCAAAAUGUGCUUAAUGUUUUGUAUAGUGACAGUGUUAACUUGCCCUGCAACGAAGGAAACUGCGACGCUCAUUCACACGCCCAAUGCUUUGAAUGUCUACAAGCCUGGACUAUAGUGUGUGACAGGAUGCCUUGAAUCCCCUCCCUUACCGAUGCCCAGAGACCAAGUUUGGGGUGGCCGUGUUGUGGAUUGGUCAGACAGAAAUUAUUACUUCCCCGCUGACAGGCUGCAGUAAGACAGCACCUUUGAAUCUGUUACAGGGGUAUUUUUGGGACAUGCCUGGAUGGCCGAGGAGAGCCAAGCAAGAAGUUAAUAUUCUGUUGUGAAACACACUGUGGACAAGGGUCUCAAAUGUUGCGUAUCCCAAAUGACCCCAUGAUAAAAGAGGUACUCGGCCGUCAGACCAACAUGUUGCAUGACCAACAGCGAAAGGACUGUACAUUUCGAUCAUCCUUGUACAAAAGCAUUUUUUGGAUUCAGCAUUUUUGGAGUUUUGAAUAUGAUACAUUAUUGUAAAACACAAAUGCUCUCUUUGGGGGAAAAAAGUCUUGAUUUUAUGGUUCAAGGAAAGGAUUUUGUUUCUUGGCUGUGUUCCAUGUGUCACGUCACCUUUGGGUAAGCCAAAGUAGACUGCAGAUUUUUUUUCUGUUGUAUUUUUCCUAAAUUAUUUUUCAGAAACAGAUCAAUAUUCAGCUGUCCGUCCACUUUGCAACCCUAAUCUGAUGUCUGCAAGCUUUCUGAAUAUUUUGACUGCAGCAAAAUGUUCCCUCAAGGGGAAAAAAAUGCCUUAAGGCUAAUGGAUUUUCUGUUUGUUUCCUGUUAACUUGUCAGCUGUGAUCAGCUGGACCUGAUUCUUGUUCCUCUUAAUGAAGGCUUACCAAUGUACCAAAAUCAUUAUUUAAUUUGUUAGCUGCCAAAAACCAAAUAUGAAGCUUCUGAUUUCAAGCAGAUCAGUGGUAGAAUGUGUGCACUUGAUAGUAUUCAAUACUUUGACAAAGUUAAAACAUCUCUGAAUACUCUGGUACUUGGUCUUGUUAUCUAGAGUUUUUCUUCUGUUAUCAGGCUUUGCUUUACUUUGCAUUUUGCAAAAAAAAAAAAAAAAAAUCAAAAGAAUGAUUGAACAAGUAGAGGUCUUUUGCUGGAGUAAAAUGCAUGUGUUUUAAGUCUUAAUCUUUUCACAUUUUUUUUCAAUCACUCCAGUGCAGUAUUUUCAUUUGUGUUCAUCCCGGUUUUCAUAUGACAUAGUUUUACUUUACAAUCUUAUUGAUCUUUUAUGUUUGUUCUUAAAGUAAUGUUAAGUAACUUAUUUCUUGUACAAACACGUUGAUAUUUAUUAUCAUUGUACAUAUGCCCUUAUUUUUUUA
Phycodurus eques (leafy seadragon) is the source of this 5457-nucleotide messenger RNA. It is a transcript of the gene sema4c, whose product is annotated as sema domain, immunoglobulin domain (Ig), transmembrane domain (TM) and short cytoplasmic domain, (semaphorin) 4C. The transcript is spliced from 17 exons. The record is from RefSeq and is a predicted model, not a curated record. Lineage: Eukaryota; Metazoa; Chordata; Actinopteri; Syngnathiformes; Syngnathidae. Gene Ontology annotation, biological process: neural crest cell migration; negative chemotaxis; negative regulation of axon extension involved in axon guidance. Gene Ontology annotation, molecular function: chemorepellent activity; semaphorin receptor binding. Bases 423 to 3029 code for a protein of 868 amino acids.